Aureococcus anophagefferens is the source of this 879-nucleotide messenger RNA. RefSeq lists its product as hypothetical. Gene Ontology annotation, cellular component: mitochondrion. Gene Ontology annotation, biological process: protein lipoylation. The coding region runs from base 1 to 879 and encodes 292 amino acids. The record is from RefSeq and is a predicted model, not a curated record. Gene Ontology annotation, molecular function: lipoyl(octanoyl) transferase activity. NCBI's taxonomy places the organism in Eukaryota, Pelagophyceae, Pelagomonadales, Pelagomonadaceae. The transcript has a single exon.
AUGAGCGCCUCGCGCGCCGGCUUCCUGCUGUCCCUGGUGGUCCGCGGCGCGCGCGCCCUCUCCCUCGACACCGCUCCACGAUCGCUGUCGACCGCGACGCGAACGACGCGAAAAUCCGUGCCGGCGCAGGCCCAGGGCCUCUACGAGCCCCUCGACCGGGACCCGGCGGCGGCGCGGCCGAGCGUGCGCGUGCUGGACCUCACGGCGUCGCCCGUGUCCUACGCGGACGGCGCGGCGCUCCAGCACGAGCUGCUGGCCGCCAACAUCGCCGGCGGCGGCGACGCGGUCGUGCUCGUCGAGCACGAGGCGGUCUACACGCUCGGCCGCGGCGCGACGCUGGAGCACGUGCUCUUCGACGCCGACGCGCCGGGCGCGCCCGAGCUCGUGCGCGCGGAGCGCGGCGGCGACGUCACGUACCACGGGCCGGGCCAGCUCGUCGCGUACCCGAUCCUCGACCUGAAGCGGCAUCGGAAGGACUCGCACUGGUACCUCCGCGCGCUCGAGGAGACGGUCGUCCGCACCUGCGCGGCGCUCGGGGCGACCGAGGCCGCGCGCUCCGCGGAGCACACGGGCGUCUGGCUCGCGGGCGCCAAGAUCUCCGCCGUGGGCGUCGCGAUGCGGAAGUGGGUCACGUACCACGGCAUUUCGCUCAACCUCGCGCCGGACCUGUCGCACUACGACGCCAUCGUCCCCUGCGGCCUCGACCCGCGGGUCGAGCCCGUCGGCGCCCUCAACGCCCACCUCGGCCGGGACCUGACGCCCGCGGACGUCGCGCCCGUCUUCCUCGACGCGUUCAUGGACGUCUUCGACGUCCAGCUCCAGGUCGACGCGGACACGCUCGCGAGCCUCUCGGCGCGGCGGCGGGGGGUGUUGGGGUAA